AUGAAUCAAACGUAUCUGAUCAGAGCAAUAUUUUCAUAUGGGAAUUAUGACAACAAAAACACAGUUCCAGUCUUCGAUCUCUACUUUGGGGCCAAUUAUUGGAUAACAAUUCGGCUGCCCAAUGCAACUUAUUUCCAAUUCGAAGAAAUCAUACUCCAACAGCUUCCUUCUGAUCACUUGUUUCAGAAGCUUCUCGCUGAAAUUCAGAAGCUUCCUUCUGACCGCAAGAGGAUUAUCAAUGUCACUUUUGAUGAUGAUGACAAUUCAUCACCCGCUCAUUUACUUACUCUUCAAUACUUGAAGCCUGUCACCUUAAGUUCCAACAAGAUAAGUAAAGGUUACGUUAGUUUCACUAUCAUAGCAACAGCUGAUUCAGAUGCUCCUCCAAUCUUGAAUGCCUACGAAAUUUACGAAGCCAUCUCACAACCCAAUUCCCCUCCAGCAACACAAGACGUUGAUGCCUUGUUGGAAAUAAAGCAUACUUAUGGGAUCUCCAGAUUCAGUUGGGAUUUGUCGAACAAUGAAUUGGCUGGACAACUACCAGAGUUUCUCUCAACUCUUCUGAAUUUGAAGUUCAAUAAUUUGGCAGGAAACAAGCUUACUGGUUCAAUUCCCAAUGCUUUGAAGGAAAAUGCUGAAUUGCAGCUAAGUGUGGCCAACAAUCCAGGUCUUUGCCAAAAGAAUUCCUGCCAAAAACACAAUUUUGUAAUUCCACUUAUUGCAUCAGUUGCAGCUUUGGUCAUCCUAAUUGUUAUUGUUGCUCUGGUGAUCUGGAGACUUCGACAUAAAAGAGUCAUCCUAAGGGAAUCUCAGAAAAGGGAAGCUGUAAAACACAAGAAUCAGUCAUUUUCUUACUCGGAGGUUCUCCGUAUCACAAACAAUUUUGAAACUGCUAUUGGAGAAGGAGGGUUUGGGAAAGUUUACCUUGGCACUUUAGAAGAUGAUACAAAGGUUUCUGUUAAGUUACUUUCUCCAUAUUCAAGGCAAGGCUUUAAGGAAUUUCAAUCAGAGGCUCAACUCUUAACAGUCAUUCAUCAUAGAAACCUGGUUUCAUUUGUUGGGUUUUGUGAUGAAAACGACAUCAAAGCGUUGGUUUAUGAAUAUAUGGAUCUUGGAGACCUCAGCGGACUAUUGGCAGGCCAUCCACCGGUAAGAAGAGAACUUGAGGAUAUAUGUUUCAUCAUUGAUUGGAUCUGUCCAAAAAUUGAGUGGGGGGAUAUUCGAGGCAUUGUUGAUCUAAGGUUGGCAGGUGAAUUCAAUGUUAGUUCUGCAUGGAACGCUGUGGAGACGGCAAUGUCAUGCAUUGCGCCACAGUGCGCCAAAAGGCCAGACAUUAGUUAUGUGUUGCAUGAACUAAAGGAAUGUUUAGCUAUGGAGAUUGACUUUCCAAUUCAAAUGGUGAGCCAUGCCAUCCAAUCAAUCAUUCUGGGAAUCUUGAUUCAAUCACUAUCCUCUCAGCUAGUUGAUUAUUGGGUUUCUAUGGCUCUAUAUUUCAUAUUCCCAAUUACUGUUUGGUUUGAUUUCAUGGAUGCAUUGAUAAUUAAUGGUCUGAAAAGAUGGAAAAGGGAACAAGACAUGGGAACAAUGGAAUAA
Messenger RNA from Neltuma alba, 1593 nucleotides. RefSeq names its product probable LRR receptor-like serine/threonine-protein kinase At4g29180. Gene Ontology annotation, molecular function: ATP binding; protein kinase activity. The coding region runs from base 1 to 1593 and encodes 530 amino acids. The record is from RefSeq and is a predicted model, not a curated record. The transcript has 10 exons. Gene Ontology annotation, biological process: protein phosphorylation. NCBI's taxonomy places the organism in Eukaryota, Viridiplantae, Streptophyta, Magnoliopsida, Fabales, Fabaceae.